AUGGCAACUCUUCCUAAACAAUUUAGAAAUCUUUUAAAAUAAAUCGAUUUAUUUAGUAUACCAGUCCCAGUUUUAACUGAUGAUGCUAAAUCUAAGUAUUCAAGUCCAAGUAGUGGGAUUAUUUCAAUUUUUGCUUCAGUAUUAAGUUUGGCUUACUUUGCAUAUGUCUUAUCCGAGUGGGCUAGUGGAAACAUUCUUCCUACCAUCACAAGUAAUUAAUCGGCAUAGGCUUAUUCUGAGCAAGAAUUGGAAGAUAACUUCAUUUAGUUCAAAUUAGCAGAUCCAGCCAAUUCGGAUCCUUUUCAAAGGAACAACAAUAUUAUAACUCCUUUAUUAUUUGUUGUUGAAAACUAUGAGAUUGCUAGUCCUCCAUUACCCUUAUUCAGUGAUGAUGAAAAUCCUUUCACAGUAGGAUUAAAUAAAGGGACUUUGGUUGUCAAUAACUUAAAUUAGGACCUUGAUGAUCAAUCAUUUAAACCAUAAAGAAAUUAUUUGUUGAUAUUCAUUCAAUGCUUAGACCAUUACUUAGAAGAGAAUAGCAGUUGUGCAAGUUAAGAAGUGAUUGAUUAAUACAUGAAAGAGUAUCAUGGAUUUCUCUCAAUCAUGAUGAAAUUGGAGUAAUAUAACUAUAGAGAAGAUCAAAUAGAAUAUAUAACUAAGUAAGCAUAUCAAGCACUCUCUCCAACCUAUAUUCAAUACACUUAGAUAGCAAUUUAAUAAAAAGCGAUUAAUCUUGAUAAUGGAUUAUUAUUUUAAAAUUAGGUUACUUUUAAGUUAAUCAAUGAUUUCUAUUUAAUUAAUUAAUCAGUCGAUAAUCAGUAUUUAUAAAAUAUAGUCUCAUCAUUUUCGAAUUAAAAUAUUAAGUUAAAUGCCAUUAUGGCUUAUUAGAUAAGGAUUGAUAAUUUAUAGAUUUCAGAUAGGAUUAUUAUGCCCAAACUGAGUGCGGUUCUGGCUUAUAUAGGUUCUAUCGUGUAGGUGAUAUUUAUGUUGAAGUACCUAGCAAUCUUCAUAAACAAUCAUAAUUUAAAGGUAGAGAUGCAAACUGAAAUUCUGCAGAUCUACUAUCCAAAUUUAAAAAACAUAAUUAUCAAAAGAAACUAUUUCGGCAAGAUAAUUCCAAUCAAUGAUAACAAUCAACAAGAAAACUACAACGAAACUUUUAUUAAACAAUAUGAAGAACAUCUCGAUAUUGCAUUCAAAAAACUACGGCUAAUAAACAUUAUUUAUGAACUAUCCAGGAUAGAACUUCUAUUGGAAAAACAUUUUGGUCUUGAGAAUGUAAAUGAAUGCAAUUAGAUGGGAUCUACUUUUUAAAUGAUUAGCAAUGAUAAAAAAAAUGAAUCUGCAAGAGUUUCUAUGUUGUCGGCAGGAAAUUCAGGUCCUCAACCUACAGAUGAUAUCUUUAAACUAUUUAAUAAGUCUUGA
Messenger RNA from Paramecium octaurelia, 1425 nucleotides. The record is from the annotation of a GenBank genome assembly. NCBI's taxonomy places the organism in Eukaryota, Ciliophora, Oligohymenophorea, Peniculida, Parameciidae.